Molecule: messenger RNA, 1213 nt
Organism: Loa loa (African eye worm)
Lineage: Eukaryota; Metazoa; Nematoda; Chromadorea; Rhabditida; Onchocercidae
Exons: 9
Coding region: 10-1203 (397 amino acids)
Biological process (GO): pyrimidine nucleotide-sugar transmembrane transport
Cellular component (GO): Golgi membrane; intracellular membrane-bounded organelle
Molecular function (GO): pyrimidine nucleotide-sugar transmembrane transporter activity
Source: RefSeq, a predicted model, not a curated record
AAUUUCAGUAUGGCGAAUACUGAUAAGAGUCAAGUAUUGAAACCCCUAUUGCUUGGCCUGACGAUGAUAGUUACUGGAUCGGUUAAUACUAUCGCUGCAAAGUGGGCUGAUAGCAUGAAAGUAGACACCAAACAUUUCAAUCAUCCGUUCGUUCAGGGAAUCUGCAUGUUUAUCGGUGAAUUGUCAUGUUUAUUUGUCUACAUCAUUGCACGUUACAUUCAAAAUCACCGUGUUCAGACGUCGCCAUAUAGUGAUGAAGGAAGUGGAAACGGCAUACCGUCUCAUAUUUCAGAACAAAGUUUUCUGAAGUUUAAUCCUUGGGUGUUUGCUGUACCAGCAUUUUGUGAUGUUCUUGCAACUUCGAUAAUGUAUAUUGGUUUAAACCUUACGCAAGCUUCAUCAUUCCAAAUGUUAAGAGGCGCUGUCAUAAUAUUCACUGGUCUGUUUUCGGUUGCUUUCUUAGGAUCAUAUCUACAAGGUUUUCGUUGGUUAGGUAUGGGCUUUAUUACUCUUGGUCUCAUUAUCGUCGGAGUGAGUGAUAUUAUCUUCGAUGAAAACUCUAAACGUGAUGUCAAUGGAAUUAUUACAGGCGAUUUGCUAAUCAUUAUUGCUCAGAUUAUAGUAGCGAUUCAGAUGAUCGUUGAACAAAAAAUCGUUACUGAAUUUGAUGCACCACCUUUACUUGUUGUUGGUUUGGAAGGUCUCUUCGGCUUAGCGAUUUUGACAUUUUUACUGUUCCCAAUGUAUUACAUAAAAGUUCCAUUCAUUUUUUCCACAAAUCCUUAUCAUCGACUGGAGGAUAUAUUCGAUGCAUUUCGAGAAAUGAAAAGUAAUCCGUGGAUUGGAUGUGCGUUGCUGCUUACUAUGAUUAGCAUUGCAUUUUUCAAUUUUACUGGUAUUUCUGUCACUAAGCAAUUGUCAGCAACGACAAGGAUGGUGCUUGACAGCGUUCGAAUUCUGUUAAUUUGGCUGGUAUCAAUUCCACUUUUUGGUGAACAUUUCAUUCCUCUGCAGCUACUCGGGUUUGCACUGCUCAUUCUUGGAAUGCUUGUUUAUAAUGACAUUUUUUUUGGACCUUACUUACGCCAAAAAAUAUUGCCUCUUGUCAGGAAUAAUCAUUUGGCCGGUUGCUGUAUGUCAUUUUGGGAAGUCGACUUGGUUACUGCUGGUUGUAGUCCACUAGUUGAAGAUAGUAACGAAUAAUGAAGCGGCC